AUGAUUGGGAUAGGAGAAGGAAGAAAAGUUCAAAACUGUGGCGGGAGAGGAAAAGGCCAAGGUGCGGGAGGAAGUGGGGUUGGUGUAGGAGGAGGUUCUAGUAUCGGAGUUGGUGGAGAUGUUAAGGGAGGUGGAACUAUUAUUGGUGGAGGUGCACGUGGAGGAGGAGGAGUUGGUGCUAGAGGAAAUUUAGGAGGAGGUGUUGGAGGAGGUGUUGGAGGAAGUUCGGGAGGAGGUGUUGGUGCUGGAGGAGGUGUUGGUGGGGGAGUAAGUGCUGGAAUUGGUGUUGGUGGAGGAGCCGGUGCUGGUGCGGGAGGAGGUGUUGGUGGAAGGAUUGACAGAGGAGUCGGUGCUGGAGGAGGUGCAAUAGGAGGUGUUGGUGCGGGAGAAGGGGUAAUAGGAGAUGUUGGUGGAGGUGCUGGAGGAAGUUUGGGAGGAAGUGUUGGUGCUGGAGGAGGUGUUGGUGGGGGAGCAAGUGCUGGAGGUGGUGUUGGUGGAGGAGCCGGUGCGGGUGCGGGAGGAGGUGUUGGUGGAAGGAUCGGCGGAGGAGUCGGUUCCAGAGGAGGUGUUGGAGGAGGUGCAAUAGGAGGUGUUGGUGUGGGAGGAGGGGCAAUAGGAGGUGUUGGUGGAGGUGCUAGUGCAGGAGGAGGUGUCGGUGGAAGUGCAGGAGGAAGAGUCGGUGCUGGAGAAGAAGCUGGAGGAAGUGUUGGAGGAGCUACGAAUGCAGGAGGAGGUGUAGGAGGAAGAGUCAGUGCUGGAGGAGGUGUUGGAGGAGGUGCUGGUGUGGGAGGAGGUACAAUAAGAGGUGUUGGUGGAGGUGCAACUGGAGGUGUUGGUGGAAGUGUAGGAGCAGGAUUCAGUGUUGGUGCGAGAGGAGGUGUUGGAGGAGGUGCUGGUGCAGGAGAAGGUGUUGGUGGAAGUACAGGAGGAAUAAUCGGUGAUGGAAGAGGAGCUGGAGGAGGUGUUGGAGGAGGUGCUGGUGCGGAAGGAGGUGCAGUAGGAGGUGCAACAGGAGGUGUUGGUGCAAGUGCAGGAGGAGGAGUCAGUGAUGGAGGAGGUGUUGGAGAAGGUGCUAGUGUGGGAGGUGGUGUUGGUGGAAAUGAAGGAGGAGGAUUCAGUGUUGGAGGAGGUGCUGGUGCGGAAGGAGGUGUAGUAGGAGGUAUUGGUGGAAGUGCGGGAGAAGGAGUCGGUGCUGGAGGUGGUGCUGGAGGAGGUGCUAGUGUGGGAGGAGGUGUUGGUGGAAAUGCGGGGGGAGAAGUCGGUGUUGGAGGAGGUGUUGGUGUGGGAGGAGAUGCAUCGGGAGGUGUUGGUGGAAGUGCAGGAAGGGGAGUCAGUGCUGGAGGAGGUGCUGGUGCGAGAGAAAGUGCAACAGGAAGUGUUGGUGUUGGAGCAGGUGCAUCAGGAGGUGUUGGUGCGGUAGGAGGUGCAAUAGGAGGUGUUGGUGCGGGUGGAGGUGUUGGUGGAAGUGCAACAAGAGGAGUCGGUGUUGGGGGAGGUGCUGGAAGAGGAGUCGGUGUUGGUGCGGGAGGAGGUGCGGGAGGAGAUGUUGGUGAAAGUGCAAGAGGAGGAGGAGUCAAUGUUGUAGGAGGAGGAUUUGCGACAAGAGGUGUUGGCGGAAGUGCAGGAGGAGGAGUCAGUGUUGGAGGAGGUGCUAGUGCGGGAGGAACUACAACAAGAAGUAUUGGUGGAAGUGCAAAAGGAAGAAAAAGAAGCGACCGUCAAACCUAA
Messenger RNA from Vicia faba (fava bean), 1728 nucleotides. The record is from the annotation of a GenBank genome assembly. NCBI's taxonomy places the organism in Eukaryota, Viridiplantae, Streptophyta, Magnoliopsida, Fabales, Fabaceae.